AUGUCGGGGUCCGGCGAGAUGCCGCCGGCAGCCCGCCAGAGCCGCCGCCGGCGCGCCAUCAUCUGCGCCAGCUUUGCCGUGCUCGUCCUGCUCCUCCUGGCUGCCGUGGCCGCCAUCGUCCUGCUGGCGGUCCUCCGCCCGCGGGACCCGACCACGGAGCUCCUCUCCGCGAACGCCACCGGCGCCGCCCCGCGCGUGACGUUCCCCACCGUCUCCGUCCAGCUCAACGUCACCUUCCUCCUCGUGGUGCGCCUGCGCAACCCGAACCCGGCCUCGUUCCGCUACGGUGAGGCCGCCACGACGCUCCUCUACCGGGGCGCACCCGUGGGCAGCGCCGUCGUCCCGGCCGGCACCGUGCCGAGCCGCGGCGCGACGACCAUGCGGCUGGGCAUGACGGUGCAGGCCGACAAGGUGGUGGCGGCCGCCGGGAUCGGGGGCCUGCUCGGCGACGUGCUCGCCGGGGAGAUGGAGUUCGAGGCGAGGACGGACGUGAAGGGCCGGGUGACGUUCCUCGGGUUCGUGAAGCGGAACGCCCAGGGGAGGUCGGCGUGCCGCAUCGCCAUCGGCGUCCCCGACGUCAAGGUCCGGCGCCAGGAGUGCCACAACGAGGCCAGGCUGUGA
Messenger RNA from Triticum turgidum subsp. durum (durum wheat), 621 nucleotides. Lineage: Eukaryota; Viridiplantae; Streptophyta; Magnoliopsida; Poales; Poaceae. The record is from the annotation of a GenBank genome assembly.